Messenger RNA from Pseudophryne corroboree (corroboree frog), 1042 nucleotides. Its product is annotated as actin nucleation-promoting factor WASL-like. The coding region runs from base 248 to 979 and encodes 243 amino acids. The transcript is spliced from 2 exons. The record is from RefSeq and is a predicted model, not a curated record. Lineage: Eukaryota; Metazoa; Chordata; Amphibia; Anura; Myobatrachidae.
GAAGAGGGAGGCUGCUAAUACCCGCAUGGUGGAGUACUCCAAGCCCACCUUCUCUGUUGCUUCGGUGGCCUGGGUCCGAAAGAAAAUCGCCAAUCUAUGGACAGUCUUUGUGAAAGAGAACCACAAGGUGGAGGAGUCCAAGAGGUCAGGGGCCGGUGCAGACAAGGUGUAUGUGCCGCAACUGUGAUACUACAAAGAUCUCAACUUCCUCCUGGAGAAAAGGUCAGCUAAGGAGUCCCUGGUGGUGAUGGCAGAGUUCGAGGAGGGAAGUCUGGACAUGGAGGAGGCCGAAGGGACACCUGAAGAAGACCUCAGCCGUACCCCUGCCCUCAUCAACACCUCCCCAGUGGAACCAACCUCUCCACAGCGACAGACUGGCAGGAGGAAGCCAAGGAAAACAAAAUUUGUAGAAGACCCUCUACUAUUGGAGGCCUGUUCACAGCUGCUAUGGAAACCGGAUGAGUUUGAUGACUUUGCAUCAUAUGUGAGCAAAUCUAUGCGAAAGGUUUCUGCGCAGCAGCAGGUAGAGUGCCUGUGCCUGGUGUCACAGGUUUUGUACCAAACACUCUCAGGGCAACUGACACCAGAGUGUAACGUGCAUGGGCCAGAACCUCAAGCACCUGCUCCUCAUCUCCUAUUGACCUUCAGUUCACCACCACCCACCUACCCUACAUCUACUACUCCGCACCCCAGCUACCAUUCCGGUUAUCCGCAACCGCAGGCCCAAUCCAACUACCCUUCCUCCACUUUCCAUCCUCCUCAAACCCCUCCUCAUCAAACCAGCCACCCUCCAUGUUUUCGUCAACCCCCACCCCCAUCCACCCACCCUUCCCCCACUUUCCAAUCUCCUCCUCAAACCAGUUACCCUUCCCAAGCCAGCCACACAUCCACCAUCUCCUCCGCAAUUUUGACCUGCUUGAUGUCACAGGGGGGACAAAAGGAGGAGGAGGAGGAGGAGACAAGUCUCUUUGAAAUGUAGGGUGAUUCUCAAUUACUGGUGCCCAUACCAACAGAUGUGGUGCAGUCUGAUACUACGGUGAGU